AAAUCUGGAUGCUGUUUGCAGCCUUAUACGUGCAAGCGUGGCAAUUUUCUGUGAUAGAAUCUGCGUAAUCUCCACACGCUGUAUACUUGUUUACGGUUUUCUGAGUCGCAUCUUUGUCAAAUUCAAUGUAAAAAUUACUUAUAUAAUCAGUAAUCGUUUCCUUUCUUCUACAACGGAGAACUGAUCACAACUCACUGUUAUACAGUGUUUACGGUUUUCUUUGACACUUAUUUUGUCGACCAUCUAUGCCUUCUCUGUGACACAAUUCGUACAUAAUUCCUCCCAUCCGAAAUUUAAUUACCCCGUGAUUGGACGCUGAAAAUGGAGAGCGAGAUCUUCUGUACCGGACCGCUGCUGCACACCGUGCAGAUGAGCGGUAUCUUCACCGAUUCCAAGACGUACGUGGAUCGUCCGUUGCUCUCCGAUCCCGCGGUGGUGUUGGAGGAGUUCGCUAAGCUGGGCGUGUGGCCCAACAUCAACCAGAUCGACAUCCGCAACUUUGUCGACACGUACUUUGCGGCGGCGGGCGCCGAUCUGGACCAGGUGGUCCCUGGAGAUUUCGCCACCCCCGACGAGGGGGGCUUCCCCUUUGCCAGCUGGAUUGUCGAUCCGGUGCUGCGGGUGUUCGCGCAUCGGGUGCAUAAUAAGUGGAAGGAGCUCGGCCGCAUGGUGAAUAAAGAUGUGAUCCUGCAUCCCGAUCGCCACACCCUCAUCGCCCUGCCCUUCCCCUUCAUCGUGCCGGGAGGGCGGUUCCGGGAGCUGUACUAUUGGGACUCCUUCUGGAUCAUCCAGGGCCUGAUGGUGUCGGGAAUGAAGGAGACGGCCAAGGGGAUGAUCCUCAACUUCGCCCAUCUUAUUGACAAAAUUGGCCUAAUCCCCAACGGAAGUCGGACGUAUUACUCGUACCGUUCGGAGCCGCCGCUCUUCGCCCUGAUGGUGGACCACUACAUCAACCACAAGACGGUCACCGAGGAGGAGCGCGAUGAGUUCAUCCGGCAGGUGUUGCCGGCGGUGGAUAAGGAGCACACCUUCUGGAUGACCGCCCGCUCCGUCAUGGUGUCCUGGUACGGGAAGACCUACACGCUGAACCGCUACACCGGCGGAGGAUUGACUCUGCCGCGACCGGAAUCAUAUUUUGAGGAUUUAACCGAUGCUAGGACGUUGUUGGCCGCUGCUGAAAAAGCCCAACAGAGCCACUUCAGUUUCCAUGAGAACAUCGCGGCGGCGGCGGAGAGCGGCGUGGACUUCUCCACACGCUGGCUGGACACCCCGGAUGCCGAAUUCCUCACCAUCCGCACGCAGACCAUCAUCCCGGUGGAUCUCAAUGCCUUCCUCUACGCCCACGAGAAAAUUCUCAGCGCACUCUACCGUCACGUGGGUGACGAGGAGAAAGCGCAGCAUUUCGACAAUAUGGCGCUGAACCGCGGCGAUGCCAUCCACGCGGUGUUCUGGAACGCCGGCGCCGGUGUCUGGUAUGAUUUCGACCUGAAGCUGCACCGGCAGCGGGAGACCUUCUAUCUGGCCAAUCUGGCGCCGCUGUACACACGCUGCAACGGCCACAAUGUCACCGUCACGGACAGCCAGUUCAUGCAGCAGGUCCUGCAGGCGGCCGAUGUGCAAAAAGUGAUCGGAUAUCCCGGUGGAUUUCCCUGCUCCUUCUCCAAGAGCUCGGAUCGGCAUACGCAAUGGGACUUCCCCAAUGCUUGGCCGCCGCUGCAGACCAUGCUGAUUGAAGGUUUUCUGCACAAUCCGGAUUUCCGUGAGAUGGCGGUGGACUGGGCGCAAAAGUGGGUGUCAGCCGUCUUUACCGGUUUCAGCGCGACAUCGCAUUUAUACGAAAAGUAUGACGCCAACACUGCUGGGGCGUACGGGAGCGGCGGGGAGUACCUGGUGCAGGAGGGUUUCGGCUGGACCAACGGGACCGUCCUGCGUCUCCUGGAGCUCUUCCCCGGCGACCUCUCCGCCCCCGACGUGUCGGAAGUGCCCGUGCUGGUGGACAGCCGACGGAAGAGCGUCGUGGCGCUGGUGCGGUCGCCCUCGGGAUCCGGCGGGAUGGGCGAGGUGGAGGUGGCCGGGAAUCUGGAGGUGGCGCCGCUGUCGGAGGUGGCCACGCUGACGGACCUCGUGUCGCCCAUCAGCACGCCCGUCAGCACGGAGACCCGGCUGGAUACGCUGGCCGCGGAGGAAGAUGGAGCGAAAACAGAGACGGUGGUGGAUGGACCUGUGUAAUGUGAAGGGAGUGGCGAUGUUGACCUUUCUGACCGAUUGAACUGUGGUGAAGCAGAGAGCUUGAUGUACGGGCUAUAUAUUGUGUGAGUGAAUAGUGGGUGGUGGUGUAGUGGAAUUUUGACGGUUUGGCCGGUCGUUCAAUUUUGAAAUGGCGGGAAAAUACGUGUAGCUUGAUUGUCAAAGCAACGGUUGUGUUGUUUGGAGUUUAUGCUUAGCUUUUGGUUAUGCUGAUUGAUAUUAUCCGCCGGAUUUUGCUAAUUUGUCAACGCGGUCGUUUUUGAAAGAUAAAUGUAUUAUCUGGAUAGCGUCGUUGCUGUUUGUGGUUUUAU
This is a messenger RNA of Paramacrobiotus metropolitanus, 2558 nucleotides long. Its product is annotated as trehalase-like. Gene Ontology annotation, molecular function: alpha,alpha-trehalase activity. The transcript has 8 exons. Lineage: Eukaryota; Metazoa; Tardigrada; Eutardigrada; Parachela; Macrobiotidae. Gene Ontology annotation, biological process: trehalose catabolic process. The record is from RefSeq and is a predicted model, not a curated record. The coding region runs from base 322 to 2229 and encodes 635 amino acids.